Molecule: messenger RNA, 5530 nt
Organism: Monopterus albus (swamp eel)
Lineage: Eukaryota; Metazoa; Chordata; Actinopteri; Synbranchiformes; Synbranchidae
Product: sodium-driven chloride bicarbonate exchanger-like
Exons: 26
Coding region: 417-3674 (1085 amino acids)
Biological process (GO): transmembrane transport; regulation of intracellular pH; bicarbonate transport
Cellular component (GO): basolateral plasma membrane; plasma membrane
Molecular function (GO): solute:inorganic anion antiporter activity; monoatomic anion transmembrane transporter activity; sodium:bicarbonate symporter activity
Source: RefSeq, a predicted model, not a curated record
AACUGUGCAUGCCACAUUGUCGGUGAUGUCAGAGCACUAAUCUCUCUGGGGAUAUUGGCGGAUGGACACUUGUCAGAAAUAUUUGAUGCUACCCUGGAUGAAAGCCAUUGGAGGCAGAGGGAGAGACAGAGGCAGAGCUGUGCUGAGUUCCCUGCUUUUGGUUUUUAUGUUGUGUUGUGGUGCUUUCGGAAUGAGGUUACUAGCGUGUUCUAGCAUGGGAAGAGCCACUGAGGAGUGAUGAGGGAGCUCAACACAAAAGUUGACUGUCUUUUUCGGCUAUUCUCUCUGAAUUUUCAUACUCAAUUACAAACACCCUCAGAGCUCAGAGAGCACUCAGGCUGUGAGCCUUAGCCUCUCAUCUUACCACUCCUGCAAACACAAGGGGAGUUAGCGGGCAUCCUGCCCCAACUUUAAGGAUGCACACCAUGCUCUCAGUGGACCAAAAUACAGGAUUCAUUUAUCAGAGAGCUGAUGAGGAGGCAGUGGUGGACCGUGGGGGCACACGCUCCAUGCUCAACACCAACUUUGAGAAGGAAGAACUAGAAGGUCACCGCACUCUGUACAUUGGGGUUCAUGUACCCCUGGGCAGGCGCUCGCACCGGCGUCACCGUCACCACGGACACAGACACAGGAAGAGGUCCAAGGAGAGGGACUCUUCAGUUGAUGAUGGACGAGAAUCCCCCUCUCACAUAGACACACCAGCUCAAAGGGUGCAGUUUCUCUUGGGGACAGAGGAUGGUGAUGAGGAACACAUCCCCCAUGCCCUGUUCACCGAGCUGGACGAAAUUUGCGUCAGGGAGGGUGAGGAUGCGGAAUGGAAAGAGACAGCAAGAUGGCUUAAAUUUGAGGAGGAUGUUGAGGAUGGUGGAGAGCGGUGGAGUAAACCCUACGUAGCCACUCUGUCUCUACAUAGUCUUUUUGAGCUUCGUAGCUGCAUCAUGAAUGGCACUGUGAUGCUGGAUAUGAGGGCGAACUCACUGGAGGAGAUUGCAGAUAUGGUUCUGGAUCAACAUGAGAUGUUAGGCCCUUUAGGUCUGGAUGCCAGGAUGAAGAUCCGUGAUGCCUUACUCAAACAGCACCACCAUCAAAACCACAAGAAACUGGCCAACCGCAUCCCAAUUGUACGCUCCUUUGCAGAUAUCGGCAAGAAACAGUCCGAGCCUCAUUCCAUGGACAAGAAUGGCCAAACAGUCUCACCUCUGGCCCAGCCGGCCAGCACUGAAGGCAAACAGGACGUCAGCCGAGAAAACAGUUCUGUUGACUUCAGCAAGAUUGACCUCCACUUCAUGAAGAAGAUCCCUCCUGGUGCUGAGGCAUCCAACGUCCUGGUGGGUGAGCUGGAAUUCUUAGACCGCCCUGUGGUGGCCUUUGUCCGCCUGGCUCCUGCUGUGCUGCUCAGUGGCCUGGCCGAGGUUCCCAUCACCACUAGGUUUCUUUUCAUCCUGCUUGGCCCUAUGGGCAAAGGUCCACAGUAUCAUGAAAUUGGCCGUUCAAUUGCAACCCUAAUGACUGAUGAGAUUUUCCAUGAUGUUGCUUACAAGGCCAAAGACAGGAAUGACCUGGUAGCAGGCAUUGAUGAGUUUCUGGACCAGGUGACAGUGUUACCCCCCGGAGAGUGGGACCCCUCCAUCAGAAUAGAGCCUCCUAAAAAUGUGCCCUCUCAGGAAAAGAGGAAGAUUCCUCCUGUUCCCAACGGAGUGACAGAUCUUGUAGAGUCGGAGGAACACGGGGGGCAUGGUGGUCCUGAGCUGCAGCGCACUGGGAAGUUCUUUGGCGGGUUUAUUUUGGAUAUCAAGCGAAAGGCUCCUCACUACCUUUCCGACUACACAGAUGCGAUCAGCCUGCAGUGUCUGGCCUCCUUCCUCUUCCUCUACUGCGCCUGCAUGUCGCCUGUCAUCACCUUUGGAGGACUCCUGGGUGAGGCCACUGAGGGACGUGUGAGUGCUAUUGAGUCCCUGUUUGGGGCUUCCAUGACUGGAAUAGCGUACUCUCUUUUUGCUGGUCAGCCCCUCACCAUCAUGGGCAGCACAGGGCCUGUUCUUGUCUUUGAGAAGAUCCUCUUUAAGUUCUGCAAGGAUUAUGGCCUUUCUUACCUCUCCUUGAGGGCCUGUAUUGGCCUAUGGACGGCCUUCUUCUGUCUACUGCUAGUGGCCACGGACGCCAGCUCGCUUGUCUGUUACAUCACACGUUUCACUGAAGAAGCUUUUGCUGCGCUGAUCUGCAUCAUCUUUAUCUAUGAGGCCCUGGAGAAGCUGAUCCACCUGGGAGUGCAUUACCCCAUCAAUAAAAACAACAACCUUCAGAAACUCACACAGUAUUCAUGUGCUUGUGUGGAGCCUAGGGCCCCCAGCAAUGAGACUCUGCACUUCUGGGAGGAGCAGAACAUCACAGCUUCUCAGGUCAACUGGACCCUGCUGGAGGUCAAGGAGUGCGAGAUGUUGCAUGGGGAGUUCGAGGGUACCGCCUGCGGUCCCCAUGGCCCUUACAUGCCUGAUGUCCUUCUCUGGUGCGUGGUGCUCUUCUUCUCCACCGUCUUCAUGUCCGCUUUCCUCAAGGAGUCCAGGACGAGCCGCUACUUCCCCACCAGGGUGCGGGCCAUCAUCAGUGACUUUGCUGUCUUCAUCACCAUCCUCUCUAUGGUGCUUAUAGAUUAUGCCCUGGGGAUCCCCUCACCUAAAUUGCAGGUCCCCAACAAGUUCAAACCAACUAGGGAUGACCGUGGCUGGGUAAUAAACCCUCUGGGACCAAACCCCUGGUGGACUGUUGUCAUCACCUUCAUCCCUGCUCUGCUCUGCACCAUCCUCAUCUUCAUGGACCAGCAGAUCACAGCUGUCAUUAUUAACAGGAAGGAGCACAAAUUAAAGAAAGGCUGUGGCUACCACCUGGACCUGUUUGUGGUAUCAGUAAUGCUGGGUGUGUGCUCUGUGAUGGGCUUGCCGUGGUUCGUGGCAGCCACCGUGCUCUCCAUCUCCCACGUGAACAGCCUGAAGCUAGAGUCGGAGUGCUCGGCCCCUGGAGAACAACCCAAGUUCCUGGGCAUUCGAGAGCAGCGCUUCACUGGCCUGAUGAUCUUCACCCUGAUGGGCUGCUCCGUCUUCAUGACCUCUGUGCUCAAAUUUAUCCCCAUGCCUGUGCUGUAUGGAGUCUUUCUGUACAUGGGGGCUUCCUCGCUCCGAGGAAUUCAAUUCUUUGACCGUCUGAGGCUGUUCGGCAUGCCGGCCAAACAUCAACCAGACUUCAUCUACCUUCGCCAUGUCCCUCUGAGGAAAGUGCACCUCUUCACCAUCAUUCAGCUCAGCUGCCUCAUGCUGCUCUGGAUCAUCAAGACCUCCAAGGCUGCAAUUGUCUUCCCCAUGAUGGUCCUGGCCCUGGUGUUCAUUCGUAAGCUGCUGGACUUCAUCUUCACUAAGAGAGAACUGAGCUGGCUGGAUGAUCUGAUGCCAGAGUGGAAGAAGAAGAAGCUGGAGGAUGCAGCACAGGAGGAAGAACACAGUAUUAUUGCAGAGGAGGAAGGCAUUGUACAAGUGCCACUGGAGGGACAUUAUAAGAGUGACCCAGCCACAGUUAACAUCACUGAUGAGAUGUCCAAAGGAUCGUUCGGGAGUGUGUGGAGGAGUGUCAGCCCUGCUGAGAGCAUUAAGAGGGAGCCGGGUGCUAAAAGCUCCCCUUCCUAACCUCUUAGAAGCUGAAAUCCCAAAGUGGUGGCGAAAAGUGGCACAAGCAGCGGAGGCAUGACAAGAGCUUGGACAGGGAGACAAGUUUGUGAUGACACAUACUGGCAGUGCCACUGUGCUGUCAAUCAGUAGAUCAAAAUCUAUACCAUGCCACACUCAACCGCCUCUGUACUGUACUACACUGUGUUUUUGUCAUGUAAGUCUGUGUGCAAAUUAUGUAAAACAAAGAAAACUUGGUAGAAACAAUAUUAUCGCAAGAAACCAAGGCACAUUUGUAUAUCAGUGUUCGGUGAUACCAGCAACAAAAGAAAGCCAGAAAUUUAUGACACUUAAAAUAAUUGCUGUGUCUUUGGGCCAAUUACAUGCCAAUUUUGAAUAAUUUUUAAAUCAACUUUAUUUGUAUUUUGUAUGUUUGUAUAUUUUUCCAACAACAGCGAGCUGUCCUUUUAAAAACCUGCCACAGCAAACUGCAAAUGUGUCGAUUUUGCGCUAUUGACUUGAUGCACUUCCAAAUAGAAAACAUACAGUAAAGAGCAGAUAUUUGCCAAUACUAACUUGUUUCAUUGGUGUCUAAAAGACUUGGCUAUAUAGCAAAUCUAGCAAAUAUAGCACUUUUUUUUUGUAUGUAUGUAUAAAUAUACAUUUUAUAUAUCCUUAUAUCUACAUGUUUUUGUGACAGUGACAGCUCAUUUCAAUCCAGAGUCGUUUCCAUUGCUCUUUUACAUAUAAAUGCCUUUCCUCCAAUAAAGCAUUUCCCCAGCUAAUUAAAGGACAAGGUUUUUAUUAUGGGAAAUAACCCUGUUCACUUUCUUUCCAAAAAGUAGACAAGAACAUUGAUACCACUCUAGUGUCUGUAUGCUAAAUAUGAAGCUUGGGCCAGUAGCGAGCUACCUUAGCUCUGGCCUAGCUUAGCACAAAAGAUGGAAAACAGUGAGACAGGUAGCCUGGCUAUGUGCAAAGCAAACAAACAUAGCUAAAGGCUCUCUUAUUAACAUAUAUUUAUUUUCUUUCAUCUGUAUAAAACCUGAAAUAUAAAAAAAAUGCACCUGGUUUUAUGAUUGGCUUAGCUUCAUAUUUACUUAUGCCAACACAAAAGACCCUAUCAAAAUGUUGAGCCAUUUCUUUACAGAUAGUAUUUUUCUGGGAGCAGCUUAUUGGACAAUGGCAUCUUCAAGCUAGCAUGGCAGCAUAGUUUGGGAACUCUGAGUAUUGCUCGCUACUUGGCCUUGGCUUUUUAAAAGCUAAUCAAAUUUGCAAAUGCUGAACUUUACAGUGACCGUAUGGAAAGCUCUAUGUAUUCCACCUGCAUACUUUUUGUCAUUUUGUCAGUAAAUGUCAUCCAUGGACAUGUGAUCUCCUCUCCAAAUGACCCUCAGUAUGUUAGCAUCUGAAGCUAACUGUUUAAAAAAACUGCAUGACGGUGAAACUGUUUCGCUGCAGGACCAUGGUUACUUCGAGAGAUGCAAUAACACCUUUUUUCUGAGAAGGGCAACAUGUCAUAAAUGGUCAAGAAUCUUAAUGUAUAAUACAUAGUAUAUUUUAUUCAUGUAAAAUGUUAAUAUAUUACUAACAAAGUCAGUGUUGAAGGCAGGAUUUUGUUGUAGAUGUUCUUUUCCCACUGUCUAGUUUAAUAGAGAAACUAAAAAUGGGUCAUUUGUAUCAAUAUCAAAAAUUUUGAUAGUUUUUGUGUGGAAUUCUGCCUUAAAUUUGGUAGUGAUAACUGUACGCUUUCUGUUUAAUAAUUGUCAACUGUAUAGAAUUCUAUCAGUUCAGAUCUGUUGUUCAACUGUGAUUUGUUUCAUGAAAGAGUGAGUGAGUGAGAGCAUAAAUAAAGAUAUUCAACAACCUGUGCUGAA